AUGGGUUCCAAUGCACAAGAUCUUGUAGCACUUACCAAUGAGGUCCUAUCGAUUAGUAUUACACAGAAGAAAUCAAUUAUAGACACUAAUACAAUUAGAUCCGCUCUUCAUCGACAAACUUGGGAUUUGCGAUCCCAGGUAAGAUCGGUUCAGGAUCAUGGGAUCCUUUUCUAUCAGAUAGAAAGGGUUGUAGUACAAAAUGUACUUCUAAGUAAUUGCCCCAUAGAUCCUAUAUCUAUCUAUAUGAAGAAGAAAGCAUGUAAUGAAGGGGAUUCUUAUUUGUACAAAUGGUACAUCGAUCUUGGAGCGAGCAUGAAGAGAUUAAUGAUACUUCUUUAUCUUUUGAGUUGUUCUGCCGAAUCGGUCGCUCAAGAUCUUUGGUCUUUAUCCGGACUCGAUGAACAAAAUGGGAUCACUUCUUAUGGACUCGUUGAGAAUGAUUCUGAUCUAGUUCAUAGCCUAUUAGAAGGAGAAUGCGCUCUAGUGGGAUUUUCACGGAUAGAACAAAAUUGCAGUCAGUUUGAUAAUGAUCGAGUGACAUUGCUUCUUCGGCCCGAACUGAGGAAUCCCUUAGAUAUGAUGCAAAAAGGCUCUUGUUCUAUUCUUGAUCAGAGAUUUCUCUAG
Molecule: messenger RNA, 624 nt
Organism: Lycium barbarum (goji berry)
Lineage: Eukaryota; Viridiplantae; Streptophyta; Magnoliopsida; Solanales; Solanaceae
Product: protein Ycf2-like
Exons: 1
Coding region: 1-624 (207 amino acids)
Source: RefSeq, a predicted model, not a curated record